Larimichthys crocea (large yellow croaker) is the source of this 1776-nucleotide messenger RNA. It is a transcript of the gene wars2, whose product is annotated as tryptophanyl tRNA synthetase 2, mitochondrial. The transcript is spliced from 6 exons. The record is from RefSeq and is a predicted model, not a curated record. Gene Ontology annotation, molecular function: ATP binding; tryptophan-tRNA ligase activity. Gene Ontology annotation, biological process: mitochondrial tryptophanyl-tRNA aminoacylation. The coding region runs from base 60 to 1160 and encodes 366 amino acids. Gene Ontology annotation, cellular component: mitochondrial matrix; mitochondrion. NCBI's taxonomy places the organism in Eukaryota, Metazoa, Chordata, Actinopteri, Sciaenidae.
AUACACAGGAGCCUUUUUUGUCCUUUCAAAGCCGCCGUAGAUCGACGUCACAAUCCAAGAUGUCGCUCCCCGUGCGGACUAAGUUGAAACAUGUCCUGAGCUUCAUUCACAAGUUUCAUCCUCCGCAAAGAUCUCAGCUGUGCGCUGCAGCCUGUGCGGACAGCAAGGAGCCUCCAGGAGGUGGACGUGUAUUCUCUGGGAUCCAGCCGACUGGGGUGCCCCACCUGGGUAACUACCUGGGUGCCCUGGAGAACUGGGUGGCCCUGCAGAACCAAUAUCCUUCAAUCCUGUACAGCAUUGUGGACCUGCACUCCAUCACUCAGCCCCAGGACCCGGCCCAACUCCGGGGCAACAUACUGGACAUGACAGCGAGCCUGCUGGCCUGCGGCGUUGACCCAGAGAGAGCAAUACUCUUCCAGCAGUCUCAGGUGUCCGAGCACGCUGAGCUCUCUUGGAUCCUCGGCUGUCUAACCAGCAUGCCGCGCCUGAGACACUUGCCACAGUGGAAGAUGAAGAGCAAACUAAAGAAUGAAGGCAGCGUUGGUCUCUUCACGUAUCCUGUCCUCCAGGCAGCUGAUAUUCUCCUCUACAAGUCCACUCAUGUCCCAGUCGGAGAGGAUCAGAUCCAGCAUUUAGAGCUGGCUCAGGACCUCGCUCGCAUCUUCAACAACCGCUACGGAAACCUGUUCCCCGAACCCAGCGCCCUGCUCAGCUCUACACGAAAAGUCAAAUCCCUCCGCGACCCCUCUGCCAAAAUGUCCAAAUCUGACCCCCAGGCGAUGGCAACGAUUAACAUCACGGACUCUCCUGAUGACAUCGCCCUCAAGGUUCGCCGUGCUGUCACUGACUUCACCUCCGAGGUCACCUUUGACCCGGAGACGAGGCCGGGCGUGUCCAACCUGGUGACCAUCCAUGCUGCCAUGGCGAUGAUCAACGUGGAGGAGGCGCUGUCCCAGGCCAGAGGGUUGGACACAGGCGCAUAUAAAAAACUCGUAACUGAGGCUGUGGUCCAGAGGUUGACGCCCAUCAGGGAGGAGAUUGAGAGGCUGAGGUCGGACCACGCUCACCUCGAGGGAGUGCUGGCCCAGGGAACCCGCAGGGCUCGGGAACUGGCUGCACCGGUCCUCAGAGAGGUCCGACAGAGAGUUGGCUUCUGCUGAGAGGCAGCAGACUGAUUGGUGGACGACCUUGAGAGACUUUCUAGCUUUUUUAAUUCUUGUCUUGGAGUCUUGGCUUUUCCCCAAAUACCAAACAAAUCAUCUUAUUGUCUUCUUGUCGUCAAUGCUAACAGAGCUUAUCCAGACUGCCAAGAAAAACAAAAACACCUGAAAAACAUUUACUUAUUAAAAACAUUUACUUAACAUUUAAACUCUGUUUGAGUGUUCAAACGCUGGUUGCAUUUGGAACACAGGUGUCUAGAUGUGACGUCCACGGUUCUGUCCACACCAUCAGCUCGAUCACACGUUUGUCUGUCUGGACUGGGAUCAGAUCAGAUUAAUGAAAUCUGUGACUAACGAACACGAAAACACAACAGCAGAGGAAAUGCAAACAGAUCUUUGCAUUAAGAUUCAAACACUAUUUUUGAACGUGUUCCCUCGAGUGUGACCGGAUCAAAUCAGAUCUCUGUAAAAAAAAAAAAACAUAACACAGUUCAUCAAAAGUGCUUACAAUGCUGAAAGACACAAAAAAAAUCAAAUGGAACAGAAAGUUUGAAGAUGAACAAAUAAAGUUCACAGUUUGAAGCUGGAGAAUAAAACGGAGCCGGCUUACAGGACA